Molecule: messenger RNA, 1234 nt
Organism: Zootoca vivipara (common lizard)
Lineage: Eukaryota; Metazoa; Chordata; Lepidosauria; Squamata; Lacertidae
Gene: BRS3
Product: bombesin receptor subtype 3
Biological process (GO): G protein-coupled receptor signaling pathway
Cellular component (GO): plasma membrane
Molecular function (GO): neuropeptide receptor activity
Source: RefSeq, a predicted model, not a curated record
AUGUCCAGGGCACCUCCGCUGGGGAUGAAUGCGGCUCUUUCCGAUUUUGCAAAUGCAACUGGGCGCCCGGUACCUGCCGCCACGGGGAAUCAAACCGCGGAGGAAAGGGGGUCCGAAGACACUUCGCUCGGCUUGGGAGUGCUCUGCACAAUUUGCGUGGCAUACGCCGCGAUCAUUGCAGUCGGUCUCCUUGGGAAUGUGAUCCUCGUCCAAGUCUUCUUCAAGAUCAAAUCGAUGCAGACCGUCCCAAAUAUCUUCAUUACCAGCCUGGCUUUUGGAGAUCUCCUGCUGCUGCUCACCUGCGUGCCUGUGGAUGCUGCUUGCUACAUUGUGGACACAUGGCUGUUUGGAAGGAUGGGCUGCAAGCUGCUCUCCUUCAUCCAGAGGACGUCUGUCGGCGUGUCCGUGUUCACUUUAACCGUGCUCAGUGCGGACAGGUACAAGGCAAUUGUGAAGCCCUUGGAACUGCAAAGGGCCGAUGCCGUCCUGAAGACCUGCUGCAAAGCCGCUGCUGUCUGGAUCAUCUCCAUGUUAUUAGCCGUUCCAGAGGCCGUGUCCUCCGAUCUCUACGCCUUUCACAUUCCGGAUAAAAACGGCUCCUUUGAGACCUGCGCGCCUUACCCCGUCUCCGAGAGAAUCAUCCAGGAGGCUCAUUCUCUGGUGUGCUUCUUGAUGUUUUAUAUCAUACCGCUAGCAGUUGUAUCAAUCUACUACUUUCUCAUUGCAAAGGCGCUGUACAAAAGCACGUCCAACAUGCCGGCAGAAGAGCACAGCCAUGCUCGUAAGCAGAUUGAAUCUCGCAAGAGAGUUGCCAAAACUGUGCUGGUCUUGGUUGGCCUGUUUGCCCUCUGUUGGCUCCCGAAUCAUGUCCUUUACCUUUAUCGUUCCUUCACUUACUACGCUUCCGUCGACACAUCCACCUUCCACCUCAUUGCCACAAUAUUCUCCCGGGCUCUGGCUUUCAGCAAUUCCUGCGUCAACCCCUUUGCUCUCUACUGGCUGAGCAAAAGUUUCCGCCAACAUUUUAAGAAGGAAGUCCUGUGCUGCCAAGCCAAGACCCCUCCGCAACCUUCCCGCAUCGUGCAGAGUGCAACUCCCACCAGGGCCAUGUCGGUCACAGGCUCUGAAAUCAGUGUCACUCUGCUGACAGAUUAUAGCAUCACUAAAGAAGAGGAGAGCGUUUAAUUCUGCCCGGCCUGUGGAUAAUUGUCCUGCCGAGGUCCACUGAGAUCAA